CCACCAACACAAACAGGAAGUGAUACGCUACAACGCGUGUGAAUCUCACGAAGCCGGGUGUUUUAUUCUAAUGUUUACUAUUCAGAACUUUAACGAAAUGCACGCGUCCUGCUUGUAAUAAAAAUGAAAUACGUUUUAAUAUUGAGUAUUUGAACCGCACGUGUUCCCAAUGACUUCUUAGGACUGUAAGCUGCGGAGAUAAAUCCCAGUGGACAGUGGGAAUCUCAUGGAUCUGUUUAACAGGGGAAGGCCAGUCAGAGUGUGUGCACCCAUGGUCCGCUACUCGAAGUUGGCUUUCAGGUGUUUGGUGAGGAAAUAUGACUGUGAUGUGUGUUUCACCCCAAUGAUCAUUGCAGCUGAUUUCAUGCGCUCUGCAAAAGCUAGAGACAGUGAAUUCACCACCAAUAAGACUGACAGACCCUUGAUCGUCCAGUUUGCUGCAAAGGAUGCACAUACCCUGGCCGAAGCGGCGUGUGUGGUUUCUCCUUUCUCAGAUGGGGUGGACUUGAACUGCGGCUGUCCACAAAGGUGGGCCGUGUCUGAAGGCUAUGGUGCGUGUCUGAUUAACAAACCCGAGCUGGUGAAAGACAUGGUCCGUCAUGUCCGAAACCAAAUCGACAAUCCCAACUAUGCGGUAUCCAUUAAAAUAAGAAUUCACAAGGAUCUCAGGAAGACGGUGGAUCUCUGUCAGAAGGUGGAGGCAGCAGGAGUCUCCUGGAUCACGGUUCACGGUCGUACAGCCGACGAGAGACACCAGCCUGUUCACUACAACGCCAUCAAGACCAUCAAGGACAGUCUUUCCAUCCCGGUUAUCGCUAACGGUGACAUCAAGAGCAUGCAGGACGUGGAGGCUGUCUACGAGCUCACAGGGGUGGACGGUGUCUGAUAGAAGAUGACGUUGCAGUGGACUGCGGUUGCAUCUUUCUUGUACGUGGAGAUUGGUGUUCUCCUGGUCUUUUGUCUGCCUUUCAUCUCCGCUCAAAGGUGGCAGAGUAUUUUCAAAUGGAGCAUCUGGAACCGUCUUUCUCAGUUCUGGAACAAGGGCUUUCUCACCAUGAUAAUAAUCCUCAUUGUUCUCUUUCUUGACGCCCUGCGGGAGGUGAGGAAGUACUCAAAUACCGACCGGAGCAAAGACGCCAAACUGCAACCCAACAUGUUUGACCACAUGCACAUGAAGCUCUUCCGAGCCCAGAGGAACCUCUACAUCUCCGGCUUCUCGCUCUUCCUGUGGCUUGUCAUGAGGAGAGUCAUCACUCUGAUUAACCAGUUGGCCACGGCCGUGGGCACCAGCGCCGCUCUGCAGACUCAGGCUGAGAGCGCCAACAAAGCUGCCAAGAAGUACAUGGAGGACAAUGAGACGCUCAAACAGGCACUUACAGACAGUAAAGGAGAAGGAGGGAAGAGACAAGAUCCAGAAGAGAACAAACUGCUGAAGAGAGAGAUGCAGAGACUGACGGAGGAGCUCAAGAGCAGCACAGAUGCUCUGGAAAAGUCAAACUCAGAUUUGGACGCCAUGAAGAAACAAACCGAAGGACUGACCAAAGAAUAUGACCGUCUCCUUCAAGAGCACCAGCAGCUUCAGAAUCAGCUGAACAGUGGAGACAAAAAGGACAACUAAGCAAGUGGACACAGUGGAAAC
Messenger RNA from Cyprinus carpio (common carp), 1639 nucleotides. RefSeq names its product B-cell receptor-associated protein 29-like. Gene Ontology annotation, molecular function: flavin adenine dinucleotide binding; tRNA dihydrouridine synthase activity. The record is from RefSeq and is a predicted model, not a curated record. NCBI's taxonomy places the organism in Eukaryota, Metazoa, Chordata, Actinopteri, Cypriniformes, Cyprinidae. Gene Ontology annotation, biological process: tRNA processing. The transcript is spliced from 12 exons.